Messenger RNA from Fusarium venenatum, 282 nucleotides. NCBI's taxonomy places the organism in Eukaryota, Fungi, Ascomycota, Sordariomycetes, Hypocreales, Nectriaceae. The record is from RefSeq and is a predicted model, not a curated record.
AUGGCCACAAAUAUAUGCAUAAAGAACAUAUUUUCCUGUAUCUUGGAUGCGUUUCAAACCUUGGCUAACUCAAGCCUUGAUUCCACCCGUCUCUUGUUAAAGUUACCAGGGCCCCUUGUUGCUCGUGGACCAGUAAUCAGCCACAGCGCAGCAUGGAGUGACGAGGUAUUGCUGUUGAAUCUAAAAGAUACUACAGAUGCAUUAGACCGCGGCCUGUUGGAGUUUAUUGUCAAAGCCCUCAAGUCCGCCGUUGGAGAUUCACUUGCCCGGGCGGUGGAGUAG